Messenger RNA from Cloeon dipterum, 1257 nucleotides. It is a transcript of the gene Fa2h, whose product is annotated as Fatty acid 2-hydroxylase. Lineage: Eukaryota; Metazoa; Arthropoda; Insecta; Ephemeroptera; Baetidae. Gene Ontology annotation, cellular component: endoplasmic reticulum; membrane. The transcript is spliced from 8 exons. Gene Ontology annotation, molecular function: iron ion binding; fatty acid 2-hydroxylase activity. Bases 153 to 1202 code for a protein of 349 amino acids. The record is from RefSeq and is a predicted model, not a curated record. Gene Ontology annotation, biological process: lipid biosynthetic process; fatty acid metabolic process.
AGGUGUCACCGUGUGCGUCUGGUGCGUUGUCUCUGGCGUGUUUGCUGAUAAGCGCGGUAAAGGCGGAUUCAACAGAGGGGACGCCGCGAAUAUAAUAGUUAGUCAGGUGCAUCAGACGUGAAGCGACAGGCGCGGUUCUCGCAUCUUUGGAAAUGGGCAAGGGUACCAAGCAAAAGUCUGACCAACAGUUUCUGGUCACCCACAAAGGUGUGGCGUACGACAUCGCGCCCUUCCUCGCACAGCACCCUGGCGGACUGGCACACGUAGAACCGUACAGGGGGAAAAACAUUUCCCAUUUGCUAAAGAGCAGACAUGGUUCCACCGAGUCUGAGUCAUCUUUGGUUCACUCGCUCUCGGCCACUUAUCUUUUGAACCAAUACCGCAUCAGCGAUGAUCCCAAGGAUAAGGACCUUGCGAACAAUAAUAAAACGACCAAUGGGUUAAAAACAAUGCAAUCACCAGAAGAAGAAACUGGAGAUGUAGAAGAUUUAGAACAUUUUGUCGACUGGAGAAAAGGAAUGCUGAAUCAGGUUGCAUCUUUGGGCCCCAAGUACUCGCAAUGGGUGAAUCUGCCUGUUGACAAACACCUGAUCCUGUUUGACAAUCCAACCUUGGAAAAAUUGUCAAGAGCCAAAUGGUAUUACGUCCCAAUCUUUUGGAUUCCUAUAUUUUUCGCUUUCCUAUACGUUCAUUAUUCAGGCGGUUUCUCGCAUGUCACAACCAUUUGCGGACUGGUAUUAGGCACAUUUUUGUGGACAGCACUUGAGUACACGUUGCAUAGGUGGCUAUUUCACAUGGAGCCGCCAAGUCACAGUCCAAGACUCAUUACAUUCCAUUUCCUCAUUCAUGGCAUACACCACAAAGUCCCAUUUGAUGGAACUCGUCUAGUCUUUCCACCAGCUGGAUCAUCGAUUCUUGGGAUGGUGUUGUACUUGAUAUUCAGAACCAUAUUGCCCACUAGCAUACUUCAUUCAACCGCAGCAGGAGUCACCUUAGGCUACAUGUUUUACGAUAUGUUUCACUAUUACUUGCAUUUUGGAGCACCAAAGCCAUCCUCCCACUUUUACUACAUGAAAAGGUAUCACAAUCAACACCACUUUUCACAACAUGAGUCUGGAUAUGGAAUAACUAGUCCUCUGUGGGAUGUUGUGUUUGAUACAAAAAUAGUCCUCAAAAAAUUGGCAAAGGCAAUCAAAUGGUGAAAUUCCUACAGCUAGAUGUUAUCGAGUCGACCAUCGUAGACUGAAUUUUGAGAGA